Balaenoptera ricei (Rice's whale) is the source of this 2831-nucleotide messenger RNA. RefSeq names its product SLAIN motif family member 1 (gene SLAIN1). The coding region runs from base 5 to 1915 and encodes 636 amino acids. The transcript is spliced from 8 exons. Lineage: Eukaryota; Metazoa; Chordata; Mammalia; Artiodactyla; Balaenopteridae. Gene Ontology annotation, cellular component: microtubule plus-end. Gene Ontology annotation, biological process: positive regulation of microtubule polymerization; microtubule nucleation; cytoplasmic microtubule organization. The record is from RefSeq and is a predicted model, not a curated record.
CACGAUGAUGGCGGAGCAGGUGAAAUGCGCCUCGGUGGGGGACGGCUCCGGAGCGGGCUCCGGGCCGGUGGUGAACGCGGAGCUGGAGGUGAAGAAGCUGCAGGAGCUGGUGCGCAAGCUGGAGAAGCAGAACGAGCAGCUGCGGAGCCGGGCGGCCAGCGCGGCCGCCGCACCGCACCUGCUGCUGCUGCCGCCGCCGCCCCCCGCCGCGCCGCCCCCCGCCGGGGCCUGCAGCCCGUUGGCUCCGCGGAGCCCCCCGGCCGCCGCUGCCGCCGCCUCGGGGGGACUGGGGCUGGGGCUGGCGUUGGGCGCUGGGGGCGGAGGCGGGGGCGGCAGCGGCGGCUCUGGCCCCGCGUUCCCGGGGACCUACUGCCUGCCCGGCCCGGCGCCCUCCCUGCUCUGCAGCCUGGCGCAGCCCCCCGAGGCGCCCUUCGUCUACUUCAAGCCGGCGGCGGGCUUCUUCGGCGCGGGCGGCUGCGGCCCGGAGCCGGGGGGCGCGGGGACACCUCCCGGGGCCGCCGCCGCGCCGCCCUCGCCGCCCCCCACGCUGCUGGACGAGGUGGAGCCGCUGGACCUGGAGAGCGUGGCCGCCUGGCGGGACGAGGACGACUGCACCUGGUUAUACGUUGGCUCUUCAAAGACAUUCCCGUCAUCAGAGAAAUCCCUGAGCCCUUUGCAGUGGUGUAGACAUGUCCUAGAUAAUCCGACUCCGGAGAUGGAAGCAGCAAGGCGUUCCCUGUGCUUUAGACUGGAGCAAGCUAGCCGAUGGCGGAGUCUCUUCCCUUCAAAUGUCUCACUGGCUUUUCCUUAUAGCCCUGUGGCAAGACUCAGCCCUUAUAGCAAUGGCAUUAAUACUCCCAGCUUCUCUAAAACCUCAAAUAAAGCAAUACUAACACCUGAAAGAACAGGUUACACAUCCAGGGGCUCCCCUCUGAGUCCCCAGUCAUCCAUAGACAGUGAGCUGAGUACUUCAGAACUGGAGGAUGAUUCUAUCUCCAUGGGAUAUAAGUUACAGGACCUCACUGAUGUUCAGAUCAUGGCUCGUCUGCAAGAAGAAAGUCUCAGGCAAGAUUAUGCUUCUACUUCAGCAUCUGUGUCGAGACAUAGUUCCAGUGUGUCACUGAAUUCAGGAAAAAAAGGGACGUGUAGUGAUCAAGAAUACGAUCGAUUCAGCCUGGAGGACGAGGAGGAAUUUGAUCACCUGCCACCACCUCAGCCUCGUCUUCCAAGAUGUUCACCUUUCCAAAGAGGAAUUCCCCAUUCACAGACUUUCUCCAGCAUUCGGGAGUGUAGGAGGAGCCCCGGUUCCCAGUAUUUUCCUUCGAAUAAUUACCAGCAGCAACAGUAUUAUUCACCUCAAGCCCAGACUCCAGAUCAGCAACCAAAUAGGACCAACGGAGAUAAGCUCCGAAGAAGUAUGCCUAAUCUAGCUCGGAUGUCAAGCACAACCGCUGUUAGUAGCAAUGGUAGUUCUCCAGUCACCGUGCGGAAUAGUCAGAGUUUUGACUCAAGCUUGCAUGGAGCUGCAAAUGGAAUUUCAAGAAUACAGUCUUGUAUUCCGUCACCAGGGCAGCUUCAACACAGAAUCCACAGCGUGGGACAUUUCCCAGUGUCUGUCCGGCAGCCUCUGAAAGCCACGGCCUACGUGAGUCCAACCGUUCAAGGCAGCAGUAACAUGCCUUUAUCCAACGGCUUACAGUUACACUCCAACACGGGGAUCCCUGCCCCCAGCAAAGCUGCGGCUUCUGGGAUAACGGGCCGCAGCGCACUCCCAAGACCUUCACUGGCAAUAAAUGGGAGUAACCUGCCUCGAAGCAAAAUUGCACAGCCUGUCAGAAGUUUCCUUCAGCCUCCAAAGCCUCUGUCUUCACUCAGCACUCUGAGGGAUGGAAACUGGAGAGAUGGUUGCUACUGAUGCAGUGCUAUGUAUGUCUGAACAGCUGGAAAGAAGUGGAAAUGAGGGUCGUGUUACCUAGCUGGCUGGGUAACAGCGGAUGUCGGGAUAUUCUUUCCCUUCUGCGUUUUACCAUAUUAACUGCAUUGUUUUUCAAUGGACCAAUCACCAGAGACUAAUUAUUGCACUUAAAUAUUUGCCUGAGAUACUGCAGCGUUCACAAAUCCAUGGUUGCAGUAUUGUGACACUUAGAGCUAGGAAGUUUUUGUAGAACUGAUAUGUACCUGAAUCCUUUUUGAGAGAAUUGAGAUGUAUUCAUCCAUAAUGCUUUCUUUCUUUGCCAUCUGAGUUUCUUAAAGUAACUUGUUCAAUUUACUUACAUGUUCUAAACAUCUUCCCAUUACAUGUUCUGUAUUUUAAUACAUUGCAUCUUUACAACCAGGUUCUAUAACGUAUGCUUUGAAAUUUACUUUUUUAUAGUUUACAGGAAUUUUAUUUUUUGUGCCUAUUUCUUUUUACACCUACGUGAACCACUAUGGAACAACUUAAAUUUUGUGCCAUAAAAAUAUUUUUGUGGUAAGGUACUAUUUUUUUAGCUCUAGGGAUAUAUCAGCAAAAAUCCAUCAUACAAUUUGAGAGACAUAAUUUUGUGUUGAAUGAGCACAAUGUAAUCUGGAGCCUUGAGCACUGAGACAGCCAGACAACAGCGUGGAAUGGUCUUGUUGUUUUCAUUGUUAAUUUAUUGUCAUACGUGGGUUUCAUAUUUAUAAUGGCAUCACAAGCUCAUUGCACUUAAUACCUGCAAUGUUUGCUACUGUACUACAAUUGAUUUUCAAUACUUUUACAGAAGAUGAAACUGUAACAUUUUAUUAAUAAUGCUUCUGGAAAUGAACGCAUUUUAAAGCAAAUAAAUCUUUUUGAUAGACCUUUUACAAAA